Molecule: messenger RNA, 1866 nt
Organism: Danaus plexippus (monarch butterfly)
Lineage: Eukaryota; Metazoa; Arthropoda; Insecta; Lepidoptera; Nymphalidae
Product: bromodomain-containing protein DDB_G0280777-like
Exons: 6
Coding region: 115-1782 (555 amino acids)
Source: RefSeq, a predicted model, not a curated record
CAUCUCACACACGCGGUUAGGCGGUGACGCUCAACGAACGCCGCCGCCAUUUUAAUAUUUCAUAUUCGAAUUUUUCUUUCAUACGUCCUCUGUGUAAGUGCCUAAAAAAAAACAAUGAAGAUUUCUUUCCUGCUUCUCGCCCUCGCCCUGUGCGCUCGAUCCGAAGAAAACAAAAACGAAGCACCCAACAAGGACAAAAGACAAACUGAGGAACUUGUUUACAGAACAGCUAGAAAACAGGAACAAGUCGCUCCAGUACAAGAAAACCAAGAAGAUGACAAACAAGACAACCGAAAUAUUGCUGAAGAAUAUCGUCCAGGUCAAGUAUUUUCCCUCAACGUUCAAGAACUUCUUGAACUCCAGCCUGAGCGCAAAAAUCCAAUAAAAGGCAAUCAACAGCUUCAACAACUGUACACCAAUUCUCAACAAGAUGCCAGACAGAACGUUCAACAAAAUUAUUACUUAGAACCUCAACUUAGUCGUCAGGUAGCAUUUCAACCAUCCCAUGCAGUUAUUGCAAGACCCCAUUACUCAUCCAAUGGCGGUGAAGCUUCUGUAGGGGCUGCAUUAGCUGUCAGUGAUUCUGGUUCCGGUUCUCAAGAAGCUUUGACUCCAGAACUUUUAGAAUAUUUGGGAUAUAUACCAGGGCAAGAAGAAAUACGAGCGCAAUAUUAUAAACAAACUCAACAAACCCCACAAUUGCAAACCCAAAAUAUCGCCCCUCAGUAUCAACAGGUGGAUAUUCCUUAUGUACCAAAAACCAGCAAGAAGCCGACGAAAUUGCGACCUAAGACGCAACUUGUCCAAGCACAACCAUCGGCAGCACCACAGCAAUACCUAAUUGAGACUACAAAUGUACAAAAUCAUCAUCAACAGGUUCAACAACAAUUAGUUCCAAUAGUUCAAAAUCAAAGAGUUCCGCAGACACUCCGUUAUGUUACAAAUCAACCAGCUCCAACAGCUGUUCAACAACCAAUAUAUGAGAGACCAGAAUCUCAGGGCCUCAAAGUUGUGCCCCCACCAAAAUUACAACAGUUGAAUCCCCAAUACAACUAUAGGAUUCAGUACCAACAAGAGGCAACACCAAAACAAUACAGAAUUGUUGAAACUCCCAAAACUCAAUCACUUAGACAGGAACAACCACGUGUACUAACAAAUGAUAGAUCAUUAGCUUAUCUCAAAAGAUUACCUGACACGGAAAAGCAACGACCUACUGUGUCGGAACAAAAUCUACACGAAAGUUUACUACAAAGACAAUCCCAAGUUUCUGAUCAAUACUAUCUUCGUCCAAUUUAUAGAUCAAAUGAACGCCCUAGAUAUGAAAUAUCACCGGCAGCGUUAAGACCAGCGGAUCAAGCUCGUAGCCUCGAACCAUCAAAAACUCCACUAUCUGCAAUUUAUGUGAGUAAAAAUGUAGCUCCCAAGAAGGUGUUAAGGCCUGCACUCAGAGUUGAACAAGUUUCCAAAUUGGAAGCACCAAGAGAGCAAAAAUAUAGAACGGAACAGCAGCCUAGUCUUGACCAAGGCAAUGGUAAUCAGCACAUCCAAAGCAUUGACGAGCAAAGAGCUCGUUUACCUCCACCUAGAAACAAUAAGGCGUAUACCCAGGAAGAGUUUGCUGCUUUACUUGCCGCUGGAUAUUCUGUUACACCCAUCCCAGUAGGUCAGGCAAAUGUUCAAGUAGCCCAGUCCAGAUCUUCUGCUGAGCCCGUAUUAAUCCAACCACGUAGACCUAUAUACAGACGUCAAUAUCUGCCUUUUAGAGGUGAUGAUGCUCCAUGAACAUUCUGCUUUGGUGAUUAUGUACAUAACUUUAGAUAUAAAUUUAUACAUUUAAAUUGAAGACUACAAAUACUACUACGAAAA